Salpingoeca rosetta is the source of this 3483-nucleotide messenger RNA. RefSeq lists its product as uncharacterized. Bases 211 to 3198 code for a protein of 995 amino acids. The transcript is spliced from 14 exons. NCBI's taxonomy places the organism in Eukaryota, Choanoflagellata, Craspedida, Salpingoecidae. The record is from RefSeq and is a predicted model, not a curated record.
CACCUGCCAACCAACCAAGUGAGCGAGAGUGCGCAAGAAGCGAGAGUCGGUGUGUUGAGAGAGUUGAAGGAGAGAGGUGCGACCAACGAUAGGAGGAGACACCUACCUGACUUACAGAGCACGAACGAGAGCAAGAGCAACAGCACAGGUCAAUAAAUACAGGAGAGAUCCCAGGUACCAGAUCAACUCUCGCACAGCACACACAGCGGCAUGCAGGCGAUCGCUGCGCGAGUGACGCGACGCGGCCACCGCCAUCAUCAGCAACACCAACACCAACAACAACACCAGCACGAUGCCCUUCUUGCAAGCGCAAGUGGUGGCUUGAUGAAGCGGCACAGCCACAGUGCAAAUGGCCACCCCAUGUGUCAGGAUGACAUUGAUGUCUGCCGCCACAACCUUCGCCAAUGGAUUCGAGAUGAGUUUCACAUGGAGCUGGAGCUUGGACCAGGCCUCGAAGAACUCCGCACGGGCGUGGUGCUGUGUAAGGUGGCUGGCAUGAUUGAGCUGGCCCAAACAAAGGCACUGCUGGCAGAUGGAAAGCCGUGGAAGCCCAUGCGCCUCAAGUUCAACGAGAAAGCCACCAUAGGGUCGUUCUUUGCCAAGGACAACGUCAACAGGUUUCUUGCGUGGUGCGCGCGCUACGUGGACAAGAGCUUGCUGUUCAAGCUGCAUGAUCUCAACGGCCACCCAGACAGAGACGGCGCUGUCCUCGGCUGCUUGACGCGUCUGGCGCGGUCGCAGGUGGCCUCCACGACACCACUUGAUGCAGUGGAGCACAGCGUCCUUGCCGGCACUUACGAGCCAGAUGUUGCUACGGUUACGGCUGCAGCAAAUGCGGUGCUGUCGGACCACAACGGGACAGUUGGCGACCACCAAGGCAACGGCGCCUUUGUCAUUACGAACGCGACAACGAGCGACCAACAAUCGCUCGUCCUCGCCAUGGUGGAUCAGGCCGUGUUUGCGUGUCCACGUGAGGCGGCCACAGCGUCUCCGUUCGUGUGGUCGCCGCUGCAACGUUUUGUUGCAUCAGACACAAGGCCCCGCGGCUCCGUGGCCAAAAUCCUCGAGGUCUUCAGAUCUCCACACAGAGCAGGUCACCACCACCAGCACCAGCAGCAGGAGAAACCCGCACCGCCACCGCGUCACACAAAGCCAGAACUGAAGACAGUGCCCUCCCAGACGCUGGACGCCAAAGCACAGCGAGCAGAUGCCCAUGCUGAUGGUAAUGCGGACACGCAAACAUCUGCUGCUGUCACAGCGGAACAAACAUCCGGGGAGGAGGCACGCCACGUGGCUGCAGAGACCACAGCCGACACGAGCAACAACACCGUUGCUGUGAGCGAGCAGCCUCAUCCCGCCGCUCAUCACGCUCAUCGCGACAUUGCCUCCAAUGGGUGUAACCCAACGUCAAGCACAAUGGCUGAUGCAACAGAACCGAGCGUGCUUUCGGCGUCAUCCGCAGCGCCAUCAUUGUCGCCAUUGAUGAGCGGUGAAGCGGACACAAACUCCAUCGACAGCGACGAUUCUGAGGCAUCACAGUCACUUCAAUCGUCUGAUGCGAGCUGCCUUGCACGGGGACCACAACGGCCGCUGCCGCUUCCAAAGCCGCGGCGGGCCAGUGCAGCAACAGACGGCGGCAAUGGCAGUAGCUAUGGCAGUGCAAGUCGUAAGACGAGCACGUGCUCCUACAUGUCGUCCUCUGGUGCUGCCAGCAGUGGGGAGGCAACAUCACCGACAGAGCCUGCAGGCAUGUGGGCAGCGUUGAAGCCACAACUGCGUGCUGCAAGCAGUCGCGCAUCGUGCUUUUCGUUUGCGGGAUCCACCACAAAUGCCACGCCCACGUGGUCAACGCGUACCUCGGCUGCCGACGUGCUUGCAGGCAUGAAGAACUCCCUUCCGCUGCCACGCAAGCUUCGGCACCGCAGAGAAUCGGAACAACAACAACAACAACAGCAGCAGCAACCACAGCAGCAGGAGCAACAGGAGCAGCAGGAAGCAUGUCAGACUGCAGCAGAGGAAACACAACCCAGCACGGCGCCUUCCACGCCCACACUGCGUCCCCACAACGAGGCGGAGGGAGGUAACAUUGAGAAGGUCAGCAAGCAAAGCAGCGUGGAAACGAUUCGACACGUUAGCUCCAGCGAAGCAGACACGACAUCAACUGCAGCAUCGAGUGGUCAGGGGAGCAGUGUGGACGCGCGUGUGUUCGCAACAAGCACCAGCAAGAGCACAGCAGAGGCUGGACGCAAGGCUGUUGGCGGCGCUGACAACACUGAAGCAGCAGCCGACACUGUGCUGCUGACGCAGGAGGAGCUUCAAUCACGAUUGGAGGAAUAUGCGGAGCAAAAACUGAAGCGCACGGAGCGCGACCACCAGGAAGCCUUGACGCGCCUCGAAUACGAGCGAGAUGACUUGCAGCGACGACUGCAAGCACUGGAGGAAGCAGCAGAAGAGGUUGAGAGUUCAUAUGACGAGAAGCUGAAGAAGAUGCAGAAGCAGCGCGAUGACGCCAAGAAAAUUGCAAACAUGCUGCAGGACAGCAUUGCAAACUUGCGCAUGGAUCUUGCGGACAGCAAGAAUGAGUCUGCUGCGCGCAUUGCUGAGUUGGAACAAGAGCUAACAGAGGCAAAGGAAGCGGCGGCAGUGGUCACCCCGUCAUCGUCCACGGAAUCAACCGCCACACCGGCGCCAUCACCUGCUACAGCAGCCACACCUGCUUCAAUCACGCCACAUACUUCGCAGCACGACACGACCGCCGAGCGCGAGGAGCCCAUGUUCCUGUCCCGCCUCAAAGCAUCCGUCAAGCAAUCGUGUGAUGACAUGCGCAAGGGCCUCAAUUCUGCGGACGACGGCGCAGCAGCAGCAGAGAGGAUCCGUGAGCUGGAAGCAGCGCUGGCAAACGCCGAGGAGGAGUUCCAGACGCAGCGGGCAGCCAACGGGUUUCGCAUGGUGUCCUUGUCCUCGCAGGUGUACACGUUGGAGCAGGCCAACCAGGACCUGGAGAGGCAGAUUGCCACGCUGCGGUCGUCACUGACAGAUGCGCUUGUGCAGCACCUGCUUCCACUCUCCAACCUCAAGACGACACAAAUCCAGCAGAUGCUGCACUCGGCUUCCUGCCCUGCUGCGACCGGGGAGGACGCGAGCGCAGGCAGUGCACACGAGCACGUUGCAGUUCCGCAGGGCAACACCUUGGUUUAGGGCAUUGAUAGAUUGAUCAUCAGCGGCAUGAAUGCUUGAUUACAUCUAUGAAUGGUUUUUUGUGUUGCUUCCUUUCUUCUUUUGCUUGUUUGCUUGUGUGUUGCUUGUUUGCUUGUUUGCUUGUGUGUUGUUGGGUUCUGUUGUUGCCAUCUCUGCGAUGCGCGUUCCCUCCCUUGUUUUCCCAUUCUCCCAUUGUUCCGUCCUGUUCUCACUGGCCCAAAGACCUGUGUCUGGGUGUCUCAGCCUUUCUUGCUUUUCACCAUCCCUAAAACGGCGCUUCACACC